UUAUCUUUUGGAGCCAGAGAUAUCUUGGGGUGGAGGUUCUGAAGGCGGGGGGUGCCUGGUAAAAAAGACCACUGUUCAGUAUCUAGAGGCUACAUGACCUCAGUACAGCUUCUUACCAAGACACAGCAGGCAGUCUCAGCCACCCAGCAGACACAAUAGCCUCUACAGUGCAGACGCUCAGUGUGGACACACAGAAUUAUGGAGGAAGGACCUUACCAGUACAUCAGGGAUGGGAAUGGCAAGGUCAGUCGGGUCAUCCGGAUCGGAACCCGCAAGAGUCAGUUGGCUCGCAUCCAGACUGACAGCAUAGCGGACAAGUUGAAAGAACUGUACCCGGACAUCCACCUGGAAAUAAUUGGCAUGUCAACGACUGGAGACAAAAUCCUCGACACGGCUUUAUCAAAGAUUGGAGAGAAGAGUUUGUUCACCAAAGAGCUGGAGAAUGCUCUGGAGAGGAACGAGGUCGACCUGGUCGUCCACUCGCUGAAAGACCUUCCCACCACUCUGCCUCCAGGAUUCACCAUCGGGGCUGUGCUGAAGAGAGAAAACCCCCAUGAUGCAGUGGUCCUGCACCCAAAAAAUGUCGGGAAAACUCUUGACACUCUGCCAGAAAACAGUGUGAUUGGCACCAGCUCACUGCGCCGUGCUGCUCAGCUGAAGAAGCGAUUCCCCCACCUGGAUUUCAAAGAUAUUCGUGGAAACCUGAACACGCGUUUGAAGAAGCUGGAUGAGAAGGACGACUUUGCUGCCAUCAUACUGGCUGCUGCCGGCCUCAAGAGGAUGGGCUGGGAGACGCGGAUCGGCCAGGUCCUGGGGCCUGAAGACUGCAUGUACGCUGUUGGACAGGGGGCUCUAGCUGUGGAGGUUCGGGCCAGAGAUGCAGACAUUCUGGAGAUGGUGUCUGUCCUCCAUGACCCUGACACUGUGCUGCGCUGCAUAGCUGAGAGGGCCUUCCUCAGACAACUGGAGGGCGGCUGCAGCGUUCCAGUGGCUGUGCACACUGAGGUGAAGGACUCGCAGCUCUACCUGACUGGAGCUGUGUACAGCCUGGAUGGAUCAGACAGUCUGAAGGACACCAUGCAGACCAACAUUGCUGCUGCUGACAAGAGCCAAGAGAAGGUGGACGAGCGGGUCCAGCGAGUGGGUGUCACAGCCAGCAAGAUCUCGGAUGAAGCCCAGGACCGGGCCGAGCGCCUCGGCGUCGACCUGGCCGACUUACUGCUCAGCAAAGGGGCCAAGGAGAUCCUGACGGUGGCCAGGCAGCUCAACGACGCCAGAUAAUCCUGCCGGGCUGAGGGGCGGGGCUCCCGGGGUGACCUGGUCCUCGAGUGCACGAAUCAGUCACAGCCUUGUGUCAAGUAAAAACUUGAAUUCCUUUUUUUUUUUUUUUUUGUUGCACAUUUCAUGUUUGAGAAAAAGAAUGGUGAAGCUCUGUUGCACCUGGUUAGCCCAGUCAACACCAGAUAAAUUGCUGAGGAUUUCAAACACUACUUGGACCAAAGUUGUGCUCAGUGUGGUACAAUGCUGCUAAACUGAUUGUCACUAUCAGCUUGUUCAGGGUCACUGCACUCUGUAGCACACUUGGUCUUGGUUCCAGCCUGUUCUCACACACAGUACCUCAUGGAACCAUCUCCUGAGCCAUGCAGAAACCGCCUUACUGGGAUUAUCAUUGAGAAACACAAAAUGGCCUUCAAGCAUUGUCACAGCACUCGCAGUACUGUCACUGACUGAUAUCCUCAUGGUUAAACCCUUUUUUUUUUUUUUUAAAGCAUGCCACAAAGGGAAUGCUACCAAAAUUCAGCACUCUCAAAUAUGCCCCCCCCAAUUUAGGAUGAAUUAUCAGCGUCUGUUAUUGUUCCCCAAACCCAGAGUUCCUCUCUGAGCUCUUAGCAGCGUUCUCAUUUGGAAAAGCUGACUUCUGACGGUACCAAAGAUGAGCUGUUAGCACGUGGGCACAUUUUCCGGUUUGCUGCAGUGAAAUGACGCUCCUUUAGGUGAGAAAGUUCAGACAAAUUACUAUAAAUAUAAACUCAGUCCUUCAUUCAUCAGCUCUAAGCUCUUUUUGCCAAGAGUCAACAGUGACUCUCUUUCUCCUUGAUGCUCAUUAGUACUCGAUCAGCCCUCAUCCGUGGGAGUAAUUACUGUUACAGUGUAGGAUUUCAGCUGAAGAGGUUUACUGCUUUUGAGAGUGUCCUACCUAGCAACCUCUUUUACAGAGAGAGACUGUAUUUAUAAUAGAUGAUGAUAAGCUGAAGGGAGCAUUUAAUGUACCCCUCCUGUGACACAGCCGGUGACGCUGACUUUGUCCACAUGUGUCCUGAACCACUACAUGACUUGUUUAUCGCUGCAGCAGUCCCUGCAUCUGUUUUCAGUUUUCCGCUCUGGUUUUAAAUGUACACCGGGCCGUUCCAGCAACAGUUUGUCCUGCUUCUGCUUACCUGGUAUUAAAUAUAAAUGCGACAGUUGUGGAUGAACAGUAGUAUAAUGGACAGAAAUAGCAGCAAAGCUACACAUUGGAUUACAAGAACAGGCUGUAGGAUGAAUUACUGUGAUGUUAGAGAUGUAAAGUAGCCAAGUAGACCUUAUUUAAUGUAAAAAUAUCUGCUUAUUUCUUAAAAACAUAACAGUGUUUUACAGCUGUAUUGCCACACUCAUUACACUGGAUCGAGGCUUGAGUAAUGACCUUUAGGGACUCAUUCAUGCAGAUGGUACUUGCAGUUGUGGUGUAGUUCUAAUGAGGUACCCCUGCAUUCAAUAAACAAUACAAAAAUUACCUCAUCUCAUAAUUAUGACCUCUUGAUCUCUAUCUUAUGAGCCUUUUCUUGUAUUAACGAGAUAAGGAUGGAUGAUGUCAUCAUGAGAUAGUGUGUGUACAUAUAUAUAUCCUCAUAGAAUUUGUAUUUAGCAUCAUAAUUACAGCAUCUGAAACGAUGGAUCUCAUAUGGAUCUUCUUGUAAUUCUAGAGUCGGGUUUUAUUUAGCAAUUUGGAGACAUGGCUGUCCUAAUCAUGAGAUGUCAAGUCAUAGUAAAGAGAUACAGAAGUCGUAAUUACGAGAACAUAUCGUUUGGGUAAUGCGGUGCGCACUUGUAUAGUUCAUCCACAGCUAUUCAAAAUUUUAGCAGGUUGUUUUUUUGUAUAUAUUAAGAUAUAAGAAAGAACUUUGUAUUUGCUGUAAAGUUGUCAUGCAGGAUGCUGUACUCCACAUAUCAACCGUGAAGUGUUUCCAAAAGCAAUAGACUUUCAAACAAACCUUGACCUUAAUGACUCGCCUAAUGAAGUGAACUUGUCUUGAAUGCCACUGUUUGUCUUUCUACAGUUUCUAUCAAAGUGCCAGCUCGGUAAAUGUAUCAUCUCUGCGUAUCAGCCUUCCAUAUCUGCCUUGUGAUGAGUCACAGUAGACUCUGGAUCAUCUGUAUCAGUAUACCCACUGUAUAGUUAGUGUGAUACCAUAUUGAACUCCCUUGAUUGUAUGCUAUACUUAAUUUAAACCUCCUGAGACAGUGUGAGGUAACGUUAGCCAUAUUUGCUUUUCAGCUUUAAUUUCUGAAUGGAUUAAUGUAGAAUGUCUCUGUAUUUAGAUUCUCUAUGGUAGUGCUCAUUGUUCCAUCGGUCUGUUAAUGACUAAAUAUUGACAUGGUGUCAUCAAGUGUGUUUGUUUGCCACUUAUGAGAACAUCAUGUCAAAUUAAAGUGCUGAUGUUAAUAAACAAUUGUCA
This is a messenger RNA of Chelmon rostratus (copperband butterflyfish), 3716 nucleotides long. Its product is annotated as porphobilinogen deaminase-like. Gene Ontology annotation, molecular function: hydroxymethylbilane synthase activity. Gene Ontology annotation, cellular component: cytoplasm. Lineage: Eukaryota; Metazoa; Chordata; Actinopteri; Chaetodontiformes; Chaetodontidae. The transcript has 14 exons. Bases 199 to 1281 code for a protein of 360 amino acids. Gene Ontology annotation, biological process: heme biosynthetic process. The record is from RefSeq and is a predicted model, not a curated record.